This is a messenger RNA of Prorocentrum cordatum, 591 nucleotides long. The record is from the annotation of a GenBank genome assembly. Lineage: Eukaryota; Dinophyceae; Prorocentrales; Prorocentraceae.
AUGGAACUCGACUUCGGCGUGCUCGGCAAAGCGGCACGGCUUGAUCCUGAAUUACGGUUUAGCGGCGUAGUUUCUGAUCCGGUCGUCAUGGACCACGCGGUACAUGAGGCCUUGAUGGUUACAGACGUCGUCGCAGUUGUGCUAUCGCUGGCCAUCGUCCUCGUUCCAGUGGCGCUGGGAGGCAGGGUAAUGGUUUCUCCUUUCAUGGGGGGCAACAUGGUACUGCUCGGUUCUGUUAUGCAAUUCAGCGACGUGGCUCUCGGCUCCGUUCUGGUUGCCGGGAUGGUACUUCUCGUACCGGUACUGCUGAGUAGCGAUGUGGCUUGUGGCUCCGACGUGGACGACACCACGGUGCUGCUCGAUUCUGGGCUGCUGGUCAGCGACGUCGUACGCGCAUCUGUCGGGGUCGGCGACGUCGUUCUGCACGUGUCGGUGCCGUUGGACAGCGACGUGUCGCUCGCAUUCACCACAGUCGGUCAUGUGGUACUGUCCGAUCACAUGAUCUUGGAUAACGACGUCGUGCCUGGCCUCAUCGUUGUGGACAUGACGACCCGGUCGCGUUACGGUUUCUGCCCUCAUGCAUUGCCGUAG